Messenger RNA from Lottia gigantea (owl limpet), 693 nucleotides. RefSeq lists its product as hypothetical. Gene Ontology annotation, molecular function: glutathione transferase activity. Bases 57 to 650 code for a protein of 197 amino acids. NCBI's taxonomy places the organism in Eukaryota, Metazoa, Mollusca, Gastropoda, Lottiidae. The transcript has 5 exons. Gene Ontology annotation, biological process: glutathione metabolic process. The record is from RefSeq and is a predicted model, not a curated record.
GAUAUAGGUUAUCACAUUAGAAACAUCAAACUCUGAUACGGCAACAUUCAAACAGCAUGCCGAAUUACAAAGUUCAUUAUUUUGAUUCUCGUGGUCGGGCCGAGAUAGCCCGGAUCCUACUCACUGCAGCAGGACAGCCUUUUGAAGAUGUACGAUACACAAAAGAACAGUGGGCUGAAUUCAAGCCAAAGACUCCAUUUGGACAGCUACCAUGUUUAGAAGUUGAUGGAAAACUUUAUGGUCAGUCUAAUGCUAUCAAUUCUUAUUUAGCUCGACAGUUUGGAUUAUAUGGUAAAAAUGAUCUGGAUGCCUUACAGAUAGACGUGGUCGUUGGUGUUCAGAAUGAUUUCGCUACCGUCAUGAUCAAAAUAUUUUAUGAAAGUGAUGAAGCUAAGAAGAAAGAAUUAAGAGAGAAAUUAGCCAAGGAGGAUGCCCCAAAAUUCUUGGGAAAUUUUGAAAAGUUACUUCAAGAUAAUGGAUAUUACGUGGGUAAUUCGGUUACAUUAGCGGAGAUAGCCGUCAAUGAUAUUUUAGAAUAUCUAUUAAUGGAAAAUCCUGACGUUUUAAAAUCGUAUCCCAAAUUAACUCAGAUGCGUAAAAAUCUGGAGGCUCAUCCCAAGAUUGGACCAUAUUUGAAAAACCGAAAGUAGAAAUCUGGUUAUUAUUAUUAUUUAAGAAUAAAGUUUACAUUUG